Messenger RNA from Cyphomyrmex costatus, 1905 nucleotides. RefSeq lists its product as uncharacterized. Gene Ontology annotation, molecular function: nucleic acid binding. Gene Ontology annotation, biological process: DNA integration. The coding region runs from base 1 to 1905 and encodes 634 amino acids. The record is from RefSeq and is a predicted model, not a curated record. The transcript has a single exon. Lineage: Eukaryota; Metazoa; Arthropoda; Insecta; Hymenoptera; Formicidae.
AUGUCUCUUCCGCGUUUGGAGUUAUGUGCAGCAUUGUUGCUAGCUCAGUUGAUGCACAAGAUAAUGGAAUGUGUUAAUUGCAAGUUUACUCGUAGUUUUUAUUGGUCAGAUUCAACAAUAGCGCUCUCAUGGAUAAGGUCUUCUCCCAGGAAAUGGAAUACUUUCGUUGCAAAUCGUGUAAGCGCGAUUCAGGAUAUUUCGAAUCAAGAGGACUGGCAUCACGUUGAUUCAUCACAUAACCCUGCAGAUAUCAUUUCAAGAGGCAUAUCACCUACACUAUUGCUCACAACUAAGUUAUGGUGGAACGGUCCAGAGUGGCUGGCAAAGGACGCAGCGAAGUGGCCUGUCAAGCCUUGGCUCGCUGAACAAAAUCCACCCGAAAUGAGAAGGGUAGUCACAGCUGCGAUAGUCGAACAAGAACCGUUGGAAAUAUUCAGCAAAUAUUCAACAUUUGACAAGUUAAUUCGAAUACAUGGAUACGUGCUACGAUUUAUUAACAAUUGUCGUAAUUCCGCGUCUAAGCUCACUGGAAAUUUGACAGCAGGGGAGCACAAUAUGGCUGCUCAAUCAUUAGCUAAAGUAGUGCAAGCAGUUGCGUUUGCAAGUGAGCUCAAGCUCCUACGUAAUCAUAAGCCAUUAUCGAGAAAUAGCAGUUUAUUGUCUCUCACGCCGAUACUGGACGAUCAAGGAAUUUUACGAGUCGGUGGCAGGCUCCAAAGAGCCAAGCUUCCAUUUUCAGCAAGGCAUCCUAUAUUAUUGCCAUCCAAACACAUUUUCACAAGAUUACUGAUAGAACAUGAACACUCUCGACUACUACAUGCCGGGCCACAAAUGACCUUGGCUUCUAUACGACAACGGUUUUGGCCAUUAAACGGUCGAAACAUGGUUCGCUUCAUUUUGAAAAAAUGCAUUAAGUGUUUUCGCACCACGCCUUCAACUAUUCAACCCAUCAUGGGCCAAUUGCCCACGCAGCGAGUGCAAGCUUCUCGAGCUUUUGUUAGUGUGGGAGUGGAUUAUUGCGGACCAUUUCAAAUUCGUGAGUCCAAACGACGAAAUGCAAAAACUAUGAAAUCAUAUGUAGCUAUAUUUGUAUGCAUGGCAACCAAGGCAGUUCAUAUAGAGAUAGUCUUCGAUCUUUCGACACAAGGCUUCAUACACGCUCUUAAACGAUUUAUUGGUCGCAGGGGUAAGCCGAGCCAUAUUUUCUCAGACAAUGCAACUAAUUUCGUAGGAGCAAAUCGCGAACUAAAAGAAUUGCAUAGCACAUUUACAAGAGAUAAGGACAUAAUGGCCCACGAAGCCGCUGUGCAAGGUUUUCAGUGGCACUUCAUACCACCUCGAGCUCCUAAUUUCGGAGGCCUUUGGGAGGCGGCAGUUCGAUCGUUCAAGGCUCAUUUUAAAAGGGUAGUAGGUACCGCUUUGCUAACGACAGAUGAGAUGCAGACUCUUUCCAUUGAGAUUGAAGCCGUACUCAACUCCCGUCCCAUUACUGUCUUAUCCAAUGAUCCCAAUGAUUUGGCAUAUUUAUCCCCCGGUCAUUUCCUUAUUGGUGACGUGCUGACCGAUUUACCAGAACCUGAAAUGAGCGAGACCCGAGAAACUAGGCUUUCUAGAUGGAAGCGAGUCGAACAAAUGCGACAGCAUUUGUGGAAAAGAUGGUCAAGAGACUAUCUUAAUCAGCUCCAGCAGCGUACUAAAUGGAAAACGGAAGACAUUAACGUUGCACCCGGAAACAUGGUACUUAUUAAAGAGGACGAUGUACCACCAUUGUGUUGGCCUCUUGGUAGAGUUAUGGAAAUUCAUCCAGGAGCCGAUGGCGCAAUAAGAGCAGUCACUGUUAAAACUGCCAAGGGAAUUUUCAAGAGACCGUCAAAUAGACUAAGUUUACUUCCCAUUGAACAAUAA